AUGGCUGAACAUGAUCAAAGAUCUCAGUUUGAUGAUCACAGACUUCCCAACCUCCCCGAUGCACGAUGCACGAGACGUAAAAGAAGCCUCGGAACUAUCCACCUCACCCUCCUCAGACUACACGCUGAACCGCUCGAAACGAACCUAUUCGAAUGGCACUUUACUAUCCGCGGCCCACCCGAACCGUCUCCAUACGCUGGCGGCAUCUACCAUGGCCGGAUAGUCCUCCCUUCUUCGUACCCACUCAGGCCACCCUCGUUUCGUUUCCUUACACCCACCGGCCGCUUUGAAGUCAAUCGCGAGAUCUGUCUCAGCAUAUCUGGCCAUCAUGAGGAGACGUGGCAGCCAGCGUGGGGUGUGCGCACGGCCCUCGUUGCGAUUAGAAGUUUCAUGGAUACCGAUGCCAAGGGCCAGCUCGGUGGCAUUGAGUGCAGCAAGAACGCACGAGAGCGCAUGGCCAAGGAAAGCGGUGCAUGGAAAUGUGCGGGGUGCGGAAAAAGCAACACGGAAAUCAUGCAGGAACGCGAGGAGAUGGUCAAGGAGAUUGAGGAGAAGGAGGGCAAGCGGAAGGACGAGGACGUUCCCGAGGAGCUGCGACUCGCUUAUCGAGAUGAGCUCGGGAAGGGGGAAAACGCGGACGACAAGGUAGACAAGGGCAAGGGGAGGGCAACCGAAAGCCCUGUCCAAGUGAAACCUGCUGCUUCUCCAUCAGGUUCGGAAGCGGCGGCAGCAACUCCUAUCGUGGAUACAGCACGUCCUGUACCUGUUGCACCUAUGUGGCUGCACUCUUGUUCAUGGUACUGA
Pyrenophora tritici-repentis Pt-1C-BFP is the source of this 804-nucleotide messenger RNA. NCBI's taxonomy places the organism in Eukaryota, Fungi, Ascomycota, Dothideomycetes, Pleosporales, Pleosporaceae. The record is from RefSeq and is a predicted model, not a curated record.